This is a messenger RNA of Astrephomene gubernaculifera, 1916 nucleotides long. Lineage: Eukaryota; Viridiplantae; Chlorophyta; Chlorophyceae; Chlamydomonadales; Astrephomenaceae. The record is from the annotation of a GenBank genome assembly.
CCACCUUCGCGACGUGUACUACUGUCCGUCGGGUUCAUGUACUGACGGCUGCUGAGCUUCUUCCACGCUGUAGCUCAAACAAACUGCACGGUAGACAGAGAAAUGCUCGUGUUAAAGAGACAGUUAGCACAGAAUAUUAGGAUAUACUAAUCAGCAUACAAAAAGCCGCGGCACGUGGCCGUGGCAACAGGUUGGGGGGACAGGUCCAAAUACAUUUCAGGCUUAUAACGCGCUGAAGUCAACCUUGACAGCUAAUGCAACUACCUACAUCGCUUUGCGUGACAAGGACCGGGGCAGGGCCUUCGUGGUGCUGACCAACGUCGCAAUGGAAACCGGGCGCUUCCUACUUGUGGCACUUCUAUUAGCGGCGCCUAUUGUAGGAUCUCAGGAAGUCGGUCCCGAUCACUCUGCAUCUUCUGGACUUCACGAGGCAGUAGCAAAGCGUGCCACCGAUCUAGCGCGCGCGCCGGAUGGUACCAUUGCCACCGAUGUUCCCCUGCCAGCCAUCCGCGCCCACGGUGGCAUUAAUGCAGCAGCUAACGAAGAUGGGGACCCCUCCCGCGGCACCUCAGACACCCCACACUCCGACACCUCCUCCUCCUCCGUGUCCCUAUGGCUGCUCCUCGCCAUGACCAUGGUCAUGGCUCUCCUCUCCGGCGUUGGCGCGCUUCCAUACCUCUUCACCGGCAAGCUCGACCCCUACUGGUCCGGCAUCGCAAACGCGGUGGGCUGCGGCGUCAUGCUCGCAGCCAGCUUCGACUUGCUCGAAGAAUCCAAGACCUACAGCGCCAGUCUGGUCCUAGGCGGCAUCCUCCUCGGCGUCCUCGCCAUGGCCUACAGCCAAUCCUGGCUCUCCCGUUUCGAGGACGUCUCGUUCUCCGAUCUCCAGGGCGCCGACGCGCGCAAGGCGAUGCUCAUCAUCGGCGUCAUGGCAGCGCACGCGUUCGGCGAGGGCUCCGGCGUGGGCGUGUCCUUCAGCGGCCCGCGCGGCUGGGCGCAAGGGCUGUUGGUCACCAUCGCCAUCGGACUUCACAACAUCCCCGAAGGCAUGGCGGUGGCGACCAUCAUGGUUGCUCGCGGCACGCCGCCGCGUACGGCACUGUACUGGACGCUGCUAAGCGCGUUGCCGCAGGGAAUCGUUGCGGUUCCGUCGUACGUGUUUGUGGAGACGUUUAGCGGGCUGCUGCCCAUUGCACUGGGCUUUGCGGCGGGCUGCAUGAUUUGGAUCGUGUUUGCGGAGCUGAUCCCGGACGCGCUGGAGACGGCGGAGCAUGGACAUGUGGCCACUGCAGCCACGCUGUCGGCCGCUGCGCUGCAAUGCAUCAGCAUGGUCAUCGCCAAGCUGGAGCGCGCGGACGGCUCCGUCGCCUCCCCCAUCGCAGCCGAUCUGGGUCUGCUGCUGCCAGACCUGCUGCUGCUGCUGCCGGGCUUCCUAGCGCCGCCCGCCGCCGCAGCCCUAGCGUCGGUGCUGCUGCCCUCGCUGCCGGUAGCCAUGGGCGUGACGACGGGCGUGGGCGCCUGGACGGGCCUAGCAGGGCUGAUAGGACUGCUGGUGCGGCAGCGCAUGGAGAAGCACGCGGCGGUGAUGUGGGCCGCGGCGGGCGCGGCGACAUGUGCGGGGCUGUGGCGCGGGCUGGGGGCGCUUGGAGGCGCGGCUGGGGCGGGAGGAGGGAGUGUGGGCGGCGGACGCAGUGCGUCGGGGAGCAGUGAGGGCAGCCCGCGGGACCCUCUGCAGGUGGAGAAUGGUCUGUCAGAGUACGGCAGCGGUCAGCAGCAGCAGCAGUACCAGUCGCACCGGAGUAGCUUGGAGCAGCAGCAGCAGCAGGGUGCUGCCAUGUGCGGGGGCUCCCAUGCAGGGAACGGCGGCUGGGGGCCGGGGUCGACAAGCGUCCAUGCGACAAGUGUGGCGAUAGGAG